AAAACCUGUUGGUUAAUCAUUGAAAUGAAUCACUUCCUCUGAGAUUCCCCGUGUGAUCAAGUGCUAGCCGGGCUAGCGUUUUCUCUGUGGAUACCGCCGGAGCACAAAAGUGGGUGACAAAUUGUGGGCCAGCCGGUGGUGCCCCAGCCGGUGGUGCCCCAGCUGUAAGCAAAUAACCGGUCUGCCACUCGCGGCCCACCUUGCCUCCCUCGCUUUCCCCGCUCGGCAAGGACACGGGAUUACAUUGAUUGUAUUAGCGCUUUGUGUUGAUGGCCUGUGUAUCACACGGAUUAUGUGUUUUUUAUUUCACACGGCACACACUUCUUGGUGUGUUGAUGGUGUGCAGGCCAACUACCAGAGGUGUGAACAUUCACCCUACAUAUGUAUUUUAGGUUGAUUAAUUUCACUCUACUUGACAAGUUUCGGUGAUUGGUUUAUGGAGGCCUGCUAUACUAUACAAUACAUACAUCAUCGCUAAUGAAUACAGGUAUUACGUGAUGUAGUUGUACAACGGCGCGGUGAUUAACACAGGUGUUUAAUUGUCUCAGUAAUUACCUCAGUGUUUUCUCUCCCCACCAAUUACGGGAGACAGUGUUUGGAUAACUAUCUGCACCCAGUCUGUGCUAGAGGCAGUGACAAGCGGAUCUAUCAAGUCGUCGCCUCUGUUCUCUGUGUUGUGUGUUGGGACCAGAACUGAUAAGUGACGCAGCCGUGUGUUGUGUGUUGGGACCAGAACUGAUAAGUGACGAACCUAUGUAGUGCCGUGCUGCCCCAGUUCUGGACAGUGUGUCAGCACACUAGUGGCGGUGUUUUAUCUGACCAAUGACCAUGGAUAAAAUAUUGCUUAGAAAAAACUCGGAUCCCGGGAAAUGUCCGUCUAGCAGACGAUCAGAUGGACCGGCUGGUUCGGCGCUUAUUCUAGAGGACAUGAGCAUGUUUUAUCUGCGGCAAUUAGCCACUAGUUUAAAGGACCAUGACCUCCAGCAGAAGAUUGACCAUGAGAUCAAGAUGCGUGAGGGGACAGCCAGGCUGCUGGUGGCCAGCAAACACCCAGCCCAGGUUCUGGAGGCUGCCAAAAACUUGCUGUGUUCAAAUACUCGCAUCAUCGCUUACAUGACAGAACUGCAGAGGAGGAAAACUGCUGAGGUUCUGGGCAAGCAAAGCUCUAUAGAAGGCAACCAGCUACCCUGUGGUGCUCAAGUUAGUGUUUCAGAUAUCAGAAUUCCAUUAAUGUGGAGAGAUGCAGACCACUUCAAGAACAAAGGAGAUUAUCGCCGCUAUGCUGUGUUUUGUAUGCUGAAGGUUGGGACAGAAAUCUAUGACACAACCAUGAUCAGUGAUGUGGACAGAAGCAUGACUGACAUCACUUUUGAGGAUGUUGUUCUAUUUGAUGAUGUACCACAUGACUUUGAGAUGAAGUUUGAGGUGUACUGCCAUAAGUUACAUGAAGAACUAUCUGUUGCCAACACCCCAAAAAAGCUGAGGAAAAAAAUUAAUGAUCUCUCUGGCUCAGUUGGACGCAGCGUGGGCAAACGCUUGUCUGGUCUAAAUGAUGCUGAUGUGAUAGGAAAUAUGGUGCUAGGACCAAAGUUUGAACUUGUUGCCAAAGGAUCCCUGCAACUGUCAGAUGUGGAUAAGUCAGUGAGGACUUUUGAUCUGCAGUUGGAAACUAACACAGAUGGUCAAGUCCAUGAACUUCCUCUGUUUGGUCACUACUGUUGUAGGUUAGCAGCACUACCCCACUGCCUCACCCACCCCACAGUCACAGGAUAUCUUAACCUACAGGAAGAUGAUGACUUAUCUAAAUGGAAAAGAUACUGGUGUUCUCUCAAAAACCUCCAGUUGGCAUGUUGGUCUAGUCCUGAUGAUGUUGAAGUCAUACAGCCUUUACUCACUAUUCCUGUUACUAAGAGCACCCAAAUCAGUGAUGCAGAUCCUAGUACCAGCAAAAAACCUCACUCAUUCCUUAUCAAGACAGUCAACAUCAAUGGAAUCUUCUGUCACACACUUGCAGCAGACACCAAAGAUGAGUUGAACAAGUGGUGGGAAGGAUUUCAACAGCAUUUAUUAGAUCAAGCACUGUGGAAACAUGCAUGUGAUGAACAGAUGGACCUCAAAGUUCCAACCAGGCGUAAAAUACCUCUGUUUGUUAGAAAAAGUUCCUUGUAUGAAGAAACACCCCUUAUAGAACCUGAGAGCAACAAUGAGAACCUAGUGAGUGACUUAGGCAAUGACCAGUUGACCCAGAUGUUGCACACCUUGAUGGGGGAAGCUAGUCAGAUUAGGGGAGGAGCAUCAUCCCAGUCAUAGCCCAUGUUAGAGAAUUGUUCUAGAGAUCAUCUGUUACUUUAUUUUAUUUAUGUUGUAGCAUGCAAUUAAAAAGGGGCAGCCUUUAUCAUUUGAUUUAUUCAACAAGAACAAAACAUUUUGUUUUACAUAAUAGAAAAAGUGUACUUAAAAUACUGCACAAAUCUCAGAUAUUAAGUACUGUUAACUAAUCUGAAUUUGACAUCUUUUUUAUUUUUUAAUAACUGGAUUUUUAAAUUUUACUAGCUCUUUAAUUAAGUUGCAAUGGAUUUAUCACAUUUGGAACUUCUGAUCUUAAGUCAUGGGGGGGGAGGGGUGUUGAUUAAGAACUUUGACUAAAUUUGUGUGUUCCAAACCAGCAUAGUAUUUUACUCGUGCUUGUUUGUCAAUUUUACAGAUGAUGAUGUGCACUUAGAAAUGGUAUGAAUCUGGUGUAAAUGACUUGAGUCUGGUUGAGAGAAGUGCUAGUUGACUAUGGUCACAUUUCUCAAGCAAUAAGAUUUUUUUGUUGUGCAACUUUUAAGAUUUUCUUUACUUGGACUAUUUUUUUAAUUCUAAUUUUUCUUCCUAUGCACUCCAAGAAGAAAUUUGAUUCUGAAGUUGGUUGUGUUUUAUUUCUGUCUGGUCAUGAGCUAUGAUCUCUCAGGCAUUUUGUUCAUCUGAUAAAGGACAUCAGUUAAGGUCAUUAAGAUUUCACCACAAGUAUUCCAGUACCCAGAGCAGGCUGCCAUACUUUUAGAUUGACACAAAGUUACAAAACUCAUGUUAAUUAUUGUGCCUUGUUUCAGUUGGAAAUGGGUUAUAUUUUUAUUUCGGCAUAAUUUUUGUAAAAUCAGUUUAAAAUGUCAUUUGCAAAGAAGCAUGGGCAGAUAUUGUGUGCAAAAUUUUAAAAAAUAUAUUUUUUGCUCAUAUAAAAACAAUUUGUUUGAAAAAGGGGCGUUGUCUACAAUACUGUUAGUUGUGUCCCCUCUCUGUACAGCAUCUACAUAUGUUUAAAUGUAUUUAUUAUAUUAGUUGCUUAUUUAUUGUCAUCCACUUGUUACUAAUCUUGAUUUGUAAAGCUAGUAGCUGCUAGCCAAUGUUAGUUUACAUUUGUCAGGAAUUUUGUUUUUGUACAAUCGACCACAAAGUGGUUACCAUUCCUGGAAGUGAUCUAACCUGAUCUUUUCUUUGUAACAAAAAUCCAGCUAUGUAUUUUUUUGCCUUUAGUUUGGAUUUUUUAUGUUUGGUUAUUGAAUGAUAAUUCAAUUGGUAAUUGAACUAUUAAUUAUAUAAGGUUUCAAAUGAUAACCUUUUUUUAUUUUAAUUACUGUACCCUAACUAAAUCUGGGAGGGGGAAGGGACAAUUUUUCUGUUUAAUUCAAUUUUAAUGCAUUUUUGGCAACGACCUUUUAAAUAUUUUAGAUAAAUUAUUUGUACUAAACAACUUGGAAUUGCCUUAGUAAAGAAAAUACUAACAAGCUAAAGUUGGUCAUUGUUAGAAAAGUUAGAAUUUGUUAUGAAAAUAAAACAUGAAAAUUAA
Physella acuta is the source of this 3829-nucleotide messenger RNA. RefSeq names its product rhotekin-2. Gene Ontology annotation, cellular component: actomyosin contractile ring. Gene Ontology annotation, biological process: septin ring organization; signal transduction; actomyosin contractile ring assembly. The record is from RefSeq and is a predicted model, not a curated record. NCBI's taxonomy places the organism in Eukaryota, Metazoa, Mollusca, Gastropoda, Physidae.